CUCGUUGUUAUUCUACUAUUGCUUUCGCUUGGGUGUGAAGUGUCUCUCUCUUCUUAUUUAUACCCAUCAGGAGACUAUCUUUAACCACUGCUGUCUGUGGUAUCUAUCUCGUUGUCACAUCACCCACCCACCCUCCGACGAGUCGCGCGACGGCUGAGCGAUGAUUUGAUCCAUCCGCUUAUUUACCACCACCACCACCACCAUCACCAUCACCAACUACCGCAACAACUACAACCACCCACACCACCUCAACCACUCAAAAUUCGAAAUAAACGGAAUGGACGCCCAAGCCUACCUCCUUCGCCUCGGCUGGUCCGGCCCCGGCAACCCCCUCAACCCAAACCGCCGCCCGGACACGCACAGCGGGCUGGGCCUCACACGACCGAUCCUAGUCGCACGCCGCCAAGGCAACCUCGGUGUGGGCAAGACGACGACGAAAGACCCGACGAAUCAGUGGUGGCUGCGCGGAUUCGAGGAUGCGCUCAAGGGCGUCGGCACCGAGAGCAGUGCGACGGGGAAGAGCAGUCGCGCGCCGAAUGCGUUGACCAGUGAGCUCUAUCGCCAUUUUGUGCGCGGGGAGGUUGUGCCAGGGACGUUGGGGGGGUUGAAGGAACGGGAGGAGAAGGAGAAGGGGAGUGAGGAGAAGGCGAGGAAGGAGACGAAGGAGGAGAGGAAAGCGAGGAAGGAGGAGAGGAGGGUCAGGAAGGAGGGGAGACGGGUUAGGAGAGAGGAGAGGAAGAAGAAGAGGGAGGAGAGGGAGGCCAGGAGGGUGGAGAGGAGGGAGAAGAAGGAGUUGAAAUUGAAGGCGAAGGCAGAGAAGGAGCAGAGCAAGAGCAAGAAGGUGGAGGAGCAUCGUCCCGAGGAGGAUUAUCCCACGCCGCCGGCGACAGAGCUGGAGCAGACGGAGUCGAGCGGGCGGGACGAGGCAGAGGUGAAGGAGAAGAAGAAGAAAGAAAAGAAGGACAGCAGCAAGAAGAGGAAGACGCGGGAGUCGUCGUCGGACGACGGGUCGAAGAAAAAGUCCAAAAAGUCCAAGGACGAGAAGAAAUGAGCUGGGCUGAUUAUCACGCUGGAUCGGGGACUUUCAUGUAUGUAAUUGAUAGAUUUAGACUUGUAGAUACCCAUGGCUUUGCCGCUUGGCUGUUCUUAUUCAUGAAUAACAC
Molecule: messenger RNA, 1163 nt
Organism: Aspergillus heteromorphus CBS 117.55
Lineage: Eukaryota; Fungi; Ascomycota; Eurotiomycetes; Eurotiales; Aspergillaceae
Exons: 1
Coding region: 278-1051 (257 amino acids)
Source: RefSeq, a predicted model, not a curated record